Bombyx mandarina (wild silkworm) is the source of this 1729-nucleotide messenger RNA. RefSeq names its product WASH complex subunit 1. The record is from RefSeq and is a predicted model, not a curated record. Gene Ontology annotation, cellular component: recycling endosome; early endosome; WASH complex. Lineage: Eukaryota; Metazoa; Arthropoda; Insecta; Lepidoptera; Bombycidae. Gene Ontology annotation, molecular function: actin binding; gamma-tubulin binding; alpha-tubulin binding. Gene Ontology annotation, biological process: endocytic recycling; retrograde transport, endosome to Golgi; Arp2/3 complex-mediated actin nucleation.
AUAACGUGCUAUAAAAAUUGGACAUAAUAUUAUUUUACAUUUGGGAAUGAAUGUGUCUAGUGAUAAUUCUUGUGCCUUAUUAAUUUAUUUUAGGUGAUCAUAGGAAGCUUUAUAGAUCUUGAUAUAAAGUAUUCGCUAAACAAAGAUUAAUUAUGGAAGGUAUUUACAAAAUUAAUCUUGUGCCAAGCGACUUGAGCACUGAAGAAGCCAUCCUUCAGAUUGCUGACACUAUUGAUAAUCUCAAUGGGAUAGUGGAAGACGUGUUCUCUCGCUUAACGCGGCGAAUCAAGCAGAAUGUAGAUAAAACCGCAAAAUUGAAUGAACGCAUCGAAAACUCUAGGCUUAAAGUUGAAAAACUGACUGGAAUGCAGAGAGCCAUCAAAGUGUUCUCGAGUGCAAAGUACCCGUCGUCAAUAACGCACGAGCAUUAUCGAUCCGUCUUUGAUUUGGAAGGCUAUCAACAUGUGCCUAAAAAUGUUAAACUGAGUGCUAAAACUCGGGGGCCAUCUGAUGAUAAAAGAAUACAGGAGAAGCUACACUUCUAUCAUGUUAAAGUUGCGGAACCUAAUUCACUCAAGCCCGAUGAAGAUUUUAGUUUGAACGCUGUUAUUGAUAACCUGGAAACCAUCGGUGAACUUUUAGUAUUUAACACCGAUGAAAGCCCUUACUUCGGUGUUACCUCUAAAACACCAACCUACAAACCGGUCAUCAAGAAAUCGAAUAUUGAAAAUAAGAGUCUAAUAGAAGCGGCACCUUCGUCUAUAAUGAAGAAAGACGUCUUGAAGCGCGAAGUAGACGAAUACAUGUACGCACCCGGGAUGGGAAUGGUACCCGAAAUGGAGAUGCCGUUGGAUUUACCGCAUCUUCCAGGAAUCGCUGAGGACAUACAAUAUACUAUCGCGACUGAAGGGUCUAUAGCCCCGUCUGUCGUGACGUCACCGGUCACGCCGAUCAUCGCCAUUCCUGAGGUGGAAUUACCAGAGUUGCCCGAUCUAAAGGAACUACCUGACGUGAAACCAGAGCCCGUGGCUAUACCAGAUAUACCGGACGCUUCUGCGUCACCGGUUCCUGUUAGUGUGCAAGCGUUGCCGCCCCCGCCACCGCCCCCGCCACCGCCUCCGCCCCCGCCGCCGCCUAUGAAGGAAGUAGAGCUCACACCAUCAAAACGUGAAGAGAAAGCUUCGCCGCUAUCUCCUCCCGGCACUGGUGAUGCUCACGCGGACCUCAUGGCUGCGAUCAGGAGCGCGGGCGGUGCUGGGAGAGCGAAGUUACGGCACGCGGUCGAAUCUGAAGCACCCGAGUCCACCAAACCCGCGUCCACCGGUGACCUGAUGGCUGACCUCCACGCGAAACUGUCGAUGCGUCGUCGCGGCAUCUCUGGCGCUGAACGCGCAGGCGGCUCCGUACUCCACACCCUCGCCAGUAUAAUACCGGAGCCCGGAGACCAGUCGUCACCGCAACAUUCCUCCGGCGACGAAGACUGGGAUUAAGAGGUUCAUUAACGUGUUUUCUUUUUACUAAGUGUGCAAUGUAAUGUUGUAAUGUACCGUAUACCUACCUCUCUGUCUUUAACUGCAAACGUAUAUUUGAAGCCGUCAUCGUAAAAGUGGCCUAAAUCACGAUUUUUCACAUUCGCGCCUUAUACAUUUUCGAUUUAUUUAAAACAAUAAAUUUUGAUGCAAAACCGGCCUAUCCCUAGUUUCACCCAUAGAUAACAGUAUGCUUAGUG